Telopea speciosissima is the source of this 1794-nucleotide messenger RNA. RefSeq lists its product as uncharacterized. The transcript has a single exon. NCBI's taxonomy places the organism in Eukaryota, Viridiplantae, Streptophyta, Magnoliopsida, Proteales, Proteaceae. The coding region runs from base 1 to 1794 and encodes 597 amino acids. The record is from RefSeq and is a predicted model, not a curated record.
AUGCAGCUCUCUUCGUCCGGAUCGGCGAAGACAGGAUCCCUACAAUCACUCAUGUUCCCGACGAUUGAUCGAGAGCGCUCAUCAAGCUCAUCCCGAAUCUGGAUCACUUUGCUUAUGAAUCUACCCACAACAUACUGUGCAACACCUCCGUUGACAGCAACAAACCCCGUCUACAAAGCACUUGACGACGGACGAACUAUGGUCACUUAUCCACGUCCGACUGAUAUGGGUAUGAUUCUCCCAGUUCCAUCCUCGGAUGACUGGUUUGAUCAGGUGAAUGAUCUCGAUGAUUCCCCUCCUCCUACGCCGCCUCCGAAAACCAAAAAGAAGAAGCGCGGCCCGGACUCUCUCUGGCUCCGUUAUCAGGCAGGAUGCCCCAACGUUGGCCCUCUUGGCGAAGAUCGUGGACGAUAUCAGUUCAUCGUUGAGUAUGGCAACAGCAAACCCUGUCUUGUGGGUUGUUGUUCGUCUCCUGACUCUCCGGUGCCCACUCCGCCAUCCACUCCUUAUUGCAAGCCAGAUCUACCUCCUGCUCCUCCAUCUCCACCAGCGGAACCUCCGCUCAUGUUAUGGCAGCAGCAGCCUAUUCCAUGUUACAUGGCUACCAGUUCUGAAGGCAUCAGCAGAAAUUUCCCUCCUACAGUUGAUUAUGAGGAUGCUGAUCGCCGCCAUCACAAAUGGAAGAUUACACCACCCAAUGUUCUUGACAACAAUGGCUUGAUGGCCCAUAAUUCCUCAGUUGAAUCCCAACUCAACUGGCAGGCAGAAAAUGCUUUGGUUCAGAAUCAGUACCUCACCAAGCUUCUCUCAUAUCAAGAACAUCAUACGCUUGCUCUCCGUCAGAAUGAAGGCGACAUCCGUUAUUUGAAAUCUCGGAUUGAAUCCCUCCACCAGGAACUUAUGACUAUAGCUAUGACGGUGAAGGAUUCUUCUCAGGCCUCUUAUCUCAUUUCUGGCCGAGAAAAAGAAAAACGUAUGCUAGAAGAACAGCUUCGACUGGCCCAAACUCAAAACUAUCCGGCUAGUCCAACACUGUUCCCUGACUCAGUCAUGACCCCUGCUUAUCAUGACUAUCAGGCUCCGCAUAGUUUUCCUACAGCUAUGUUCAAAGAGCUCCAGGAUCAGCAGAGACAUCUAGCUGCACAUAAGGCACGAUCCGCUAAACCUAAGCGGUCUCAUGACUUACCAUACCCAUCAGUGCCACAGCCAGUCUUUCAACCUUCCCCUAUAAAUAUUGCUAAGCCCAUGGUGCAACCCACUUUCCAACCUUUACCCGAGCAACCUUCAGGACCUCCUGGUUUUGUCCCCUGGGUCCCUCCCAGAUCUAAACCUUCACCUCCUGACUCUGCUUAUACGGUUGUUCCAGCACCUGCACAUCCAAAUACACUUAGCGAUUACUUGACACAGUUAACCUUAGCCCCUCCGAGCAUCCCUGCUUUGGCUAUCUCUAAGGUUUCCUCUGUCACGACUUUUUCGGACUUAGACUCCCAGUCUUCCUCGGGUCCUUUGCCAGUCUACCAGACCAAGGCACCUGAUGAUCCUCAGGCAACUGAGCCUAUCAUCUAUAGCAGUGAUAGUGAGGUGGAUACUGCUUCACAUACUGCUCCUCAUGCACCGCAACAAAGGCAACAUCAGCCUCAAGCCCAGCAUCCCACGAUGCCUCCUCAGGUUCAGGCUCCAAGCCCUUUUGGCAAUCAAGACCCCAAACAACUGUUUACCUUUGACGGUCUUCCUUUCCACAAAUGGCCUGAACGUAUUUCCGAGUUUCAUGCUUGGCUCACUGCGAAAUGUUGA